Messenger RNA from Stegodyphus dumicola, 1692 nucleotides. Its product is annotated as hexokinase-2-like. Gene Ontology annotation, biological process: glucose 6-phosphate metabolic process; glucose metabolic process; carbohydrate phosphorylation. Gene Ontology annotation, cellular component: cytosol; mitochondrion. Gene Ontology annotation, molecular function: D-glucose binding; fructokinase activity; ATP binding. The record is from RefSeq and is a predicted model, not a curated record. Lineage: Eukaryota; Metazoa; Arthropoda; Arachnida; Araneae; Eresidae.
GACGCUACCGGAAAAGCGGCGUGUUAUUCGCCUUAGGUAGUUGACCGGCGUUAAGUUUCACAAUUGGAAUAGCAGAUCACCUGUUGAGCGACUCAUCUCUUAGCAGCAGGACGAUUUGUAUUUGCCAAAAAAUGUCUACAGACAUAAGUGUAAUGAUAGAUGAAUACCUAAGAUUGGGUGAUAAUCAUAUGGAUGCAUUUCUGGUGAAGUGCCUAGUUUACAAAUUUGUACUUCAAGAGGAUGUCAUUGAACGUAUAACACAAGUAUUUGAAGAAGAACUAGAACUGGGCUUAAAAAAGAAACCCGAAAGGAAAUCAUCGUUACAGAUGGCGAACACAUUCAUUCCUAAACAUUUAAGUGGAAAGGAGAAAGGGGAAUUUUUGGCUCUUGAUUUAGGUGGAACUAAUUUCAGAGUAAUUUUAUUGAAACUAGAUCCAGAAUCAGAAUUAUAUACUAAUGUAAAGUACUACACGGUUCCUGAGGAGUUACGCCUAGGAGAAGGCGAGAUGCUUUUCGAAUUUUUGGCGGAUUGCAUUCAACAAUUUUUGAAGGAGAAUGAUUUAUUGGGAAAGAAGCUUCCAUUAGGAUUUUGCUUUUCUUUUCCAAUGAUUCAAACUGGAAUUGAUGAAGGAAUACUUGUAACAUGGACUAAAUCUUUCAAGUGCAAAAAUGUUGUCGGAAAGGAAGUAGUACAGAUGCUGAGAUCUGCAUUAGAGAAAAAAGAAGGAGUUGCUGUUGAAGUUGUUGCAGUUAUAAACGACGCAACUGGAACAAUGAUGAUGGGAUCAUAUCUCGACAAGAGAAGCGCUAUUGGAUUAAUUUUAGGUACAGGCUGCAAUGCAUCGUAUUUUGAAAAAGUGGACCGAAUAAAAAAAUGGGAAGGUCAACAUCCCGGCAUUGAAGAGGUCAUCAUCGACAUUGAAUGGGGUGCUUUCGGAGAUAACGGCGUCUUAGAUUUCAUGAAAACCGAUAUUGAUAAACUUGUAGAUGAAGAAUCUCUUCUAGUUCACAGUUUUACGUUUGAAAAACUGUUUGCUGGAAAGUAUGUCGGAGAAAUAGUAAGGCAUAUUCUCCUUAAUCUAAUAAAAGGGAAAGCUUUAUUUAAGAAAAUGGAAACAGUGCCAGACGGUUGGGUAUUUACCGCUGCGGACGUGUCGAAAGCUAUCGAGGAAACGAACUUGGAAAAUAUUUUAGAAAGCUUGCAAGCGAAAGGAUUCACAGAAGCUACUAUAAAUGACGCUGAUACAGUACGUUAUGUUUGCACUGCUGUGUCAAUAAGAGGGGCGCUUCUAGUUUCAAUUUGUCUUGCUAGCCUUUUAAAAAGGAUGGAUAAAGACGAUGUGACUAUAGCAAUUGAUGGCUCUUUAUACAAGCACCAUCCUAAAUAUGAUGAAUAUAUGAGAAAGUUCAUAGCUGCCUUAGCGCCUACGAAAAAAUUUCAACUAAUUCUUGCUGAGGAUGGAAGUGGUAAAGGUGCUGGUCUUGUUGCAGCUGUAGUAACAUCUUUGGAUAAAACUUCACUCCAUUCUUAAUUCUGAAUAAACUUAUAUUCAAAACACAAUAAAGUCCUUGUAUUUGUGUAGAAGCGUUAGAAAUCCUGCAUGUAGUAAAGUUGUAUGCUAUAAAAUUAUUAUUUUUUUGUGUGUUGUAAAAUUAUUUGUUGAUAAAAAUUAAAUUGUAAUCUCAAUUAAA